AUGGGUGGAAUAGAAAAAACCACUCUAGCGAAAGUUUUAUACAACGAGCAGAAAGUGAAGGAUUGUUUUGAAGUCAGGGAAUGGGUUUGUGUUUCUAAAGAGUGUGAUGUGUUUAACAUUAGCAAGGCUAUCUUCCACGCAGUAUCGUGGAAAAACAAAGAUUUUGCUAAUCUAGACCUGCUUCAUGUAGCCCUCAAAGAAGAAGUUUCAAAGAAGAGGUUCCUACUUGUUCUAGAUGAUGUCUGGAACGAAGCUCCAGCAUCGAGAUCAUAUAGGAAGCUCAAGGAAUUACACAGAGCUAAACACUUGCAGACUUUCUUAAUAAUGUCAGUUAGUGAGGAAAUUGAUGGCUUUGACAAAGUUCUUGUGGAAUUACUUCCUGAAUUACAGUUCUUGAGGGUGCUAACUACUAAGUGUCAUCGACUUGACUCCAAUGUUGGUUAUUUUCAUAACCAAAACAUAAACACGGAAGCAUAA
Molecule: messenger RNA, 477 nt
Organism: Lactuca sativa (garden lettuce)
Lineage: Eukaryota; Viridiplantae; Streptophyta; Magnoliopsida; Asterales; Asteraceae
Source: RefSeq, a predicted model, not a curated record